Molecule: messenger RNA, 2556 nt
Organism: Rotaria socialis
Lineage: Eukaryota; Metazoa; Rotifera; Eurotatoria; Philodinida; Philodinidae
Source: the annotation of a GenBank genome assembly
AUGGCAGACAUUCUCAUUCAUUCUGCAGUACCAUCUCUUUUUACGCACACUGAAUCUGCAUCGAAUCUAUUUGCUGAUACUUCAACAGAAAGUCCACAAGCCAAUACAAAAUACAGUUGUCACGCUUCUCGAUUACGUAAUACAUUCAUCGAACAUUCAUUAUUAUCAAAUGAUUUAAAUUCAAAAAAACAUUCAUCUAAUUCAUCAUUGAUAGUUGAUGAUCAUACUGCACGCUUUAUUAAGACAAAAGAGAUGUUUCAAACAUUAGAUGAAACAUCAAGACACAAUAAUGCAUCAUUAUUAAGAUUAAAACCAAUAGAGAAUAAUCAACAAGAGCAUAGUCGUAAUAUUUCAUCGAAUUUCAGUGGUACAUCGUCAAAUAGGUCAUCGACUUCAUUUGCGAAUUAUGAUGAUGAAGUUCCGUAUGCAGUUAUUCAUCGAAAAAAUCCAAAUUCAGAACAACAUUUUGAUUUUCCUGCUGAUUCUUUUCAACAACAUAAAAAGCAAGAACAUGAUGAGCAUGAUAAAAUUAAUGUUUUAUCGACCUUAUCCAGUAAGCAAAUGACAAGUCAUGCUGUUUCCAUAGCUCUACCGCCCAGUGUACUCAAACCUAUGGAUCAUCUUAAUACAAUUUUUGUUAAGCCAACUAAAAUUGAACAUUCAUUACCUAAAUUAGUUUUUCAAGAUGAUGAUAUUCAUGAACAAUCGAACUUGAUCGAAGAUUCAAUAAUUAAUGAACCAAAUCAUAUACAAGAAAACGAUAAUGAAUCAUCAGAUAUUUUCUAUGAACAGCCGGGUAUACCUGAACUUGAUGAUGAUGAUGAUGAUGAUGAUAAUUUUGAUCAAAAUCGUACUAGACGAGUGAAAUUUAGUAAUGCACCGAUUCGAGUUUACCCAACAUAUUCGCCAAGUGAAUACAAUCGACGAAACGAUGAUAUAGAUCCGUUUUCAGCAACAGCAGAAUAUGAAUUAGAAAAACGCAUUGAAAAAAUGGAUGUUUUUACAGUUGAAAUAGAAAAAGGUCCAGAAGGUCUUGGAAUAAGUGUAUUGGGAAUGGGCGUAGGUGCUGAUAGUGGUUUGGAAAAAUUAGGUAUUUUUGUAAAAUCUCUUAAUCCUCAAGGAGUAGUUGCCAAAAAUGGAAAAAUUAAAGUCGGGGAUCAAAUCAUUGAAGUAAAUGGUUGUUCGCUUGUUGGUGUCACACAUGGAUAUGCUAAAGAUGUUCUAAAAUCAACAAUUGGCUUAGUAAAAUUUUUAAUUGGUCGAGAAAAAGAUGUUGGCAACUCUGAAAUUCCUGGCCUUAUUCAGCGUUCAUUACAACUAGAUCAAGAACGUGACGAAAUGUCGCGAGCAUUGAAACAAUAUCGGGAUGAAUAUUAUGAAAAAACUCUUAUGGAUCAUGAUGAAAUAAAGGAUCAGGAGCAAACUGAUUCGAAAAUUGUCAAUGAAUUCGAAAUUGAAAUACUAAAGCAAUGUUACGAAUCAUUAGAAGAUACAUUAGAAAAAACUGAAAAAGAAAAAGAACGUUGUCAACAACUUCAUGAACAAAUAGAAAAUGAUCUUAAACAAAUGAAAGAAAAAUAUUUUAAAGCAAAAGUUUUAAUCAAAGAAUUUCAAGAUCGGGAAAUAAAAUUACGUCAACAGCAUAAAGAAUUGAAUGAACAACAAGAAAAACGUAUUAACGAACUAAUGAAGAAGAUUGAUGAACUUGAAAAUAUCAUUGCUACAUUAGUAUCAAAGUCUGAUGAGAAUGCACUACCCAAAGCGAAUGAAAGUAUUGUGUCAGAUUCGUCUGAUAUACCACCAGAACAUAUAUUAAGUCGAACCAAUGCAAGUUCUAGUCAACUAUUACCAACUACAAGUCGGCAUACAAUCGUAACAUCUUCUGUUCAAUUUCCAUCUAGAUCAUUAGAUAAAAUGCCAACCUAUGAACAACAAACUGAAGAGCCUAGCGAAAAUGCUUCUAGUAAUAAUAAAUCAGAUGAUCAGCUUGAUAUAGAAGAUGAUAAAGAUUCAUUAUUAAAUAGAAUUCACGUGAGCAAAACAUACCCAAGACAUUUACCAUCGAAACAUUUCUCUACUCCAUCACUUGGUGAAGUUGUGAAUGAUUGUGACAUUAUUGAUACUAGAAGCCAGAUUUCAAAAGUACCAUCAUUAGAACAAACAAAUAAUGAUAGUUUUUCAACUGAUGAAUACAUUAAAAUAAAACAUUGGACAUCAGAUCAAUGUAUUCAAUGGUUAACAGUUCAAACAAUGUCAUCGUUGAUUCCUAUAUUUUUGAAUCGUAAUAUUGAUGGUGAAAAGUUAUUAUUGCUUGAUAGUGCAAAAAUGAAGGCUCUGGGUAUAAAAUCAAGUAAAGAUCGUGAUCAAUUAAAAGCGAAAAUAAAAGAACUUAGACAUGCUGAAGUCAAUCGAUUACGUGAACGGCUUCUUAGUCAAUCAUCAUCACCAUUUCAUCGAUCAGUAGUAAAUAUUGGACAUCGAUUACGUUCAUCGAGUCUUACGAAAUUGAAAGAGCGUAGAUUUUUUGGUAGUAGCAGUAGUAAUAGUGGGAAAUAA